AUGUUGAAAAGCAUGAAGAGCAGCCUAAUAGGGGCACUGGCGGAGGAUGGGUUACCUGACGACAGCACAGCACUAGUCCGCAAUCUGGUGAGUGGCAAGGCGGGACCACUGACACUGCCGGAUUUCCAGCAGCUCCUCAUCGCAUCACGCGGCAGGUGGUCAGAGGCUGUGAUUCUUCUGCAAGAAUUGAGGCGGCGGGAUCUGCAACCAACAGCCUUUCAGUGGCAGCGGGACUACGGCUGGGUAACAACGGCCCUUGAAACAUCAGGGAUGUGGCAGAAGGCCUUGGAGUUGCUGAAAGGGAUGGCCUUAAGCGAUCUGGAACUGAACCACGUCGCCGAGACCGCAUCCGGCUGGCGACUUCGUGGUGGAGCUGGGCAAAACGCCAGGAAAGAAGCAACAAAGGCACUACUGAACCCAAGAUUGCGGAAGAUGCUCAUCCUUAGAUUGCAUAGUGCGAAAGCCAGAAGGGAUGCUGAGGAUGUAGAGGCAGUGGCCACUACACUUCGCAGUUACGGAGUCCCGAAACCUCGAGACUAUGUUGUUCUGCUGUCUGCAUAUGGUGCAGUCCAUAUGUGGCAUUCUGCGCUGGGCGUGUUGGAGGAAAUGCAGACUCUGCAGUUUGCUCCCUACAUUGUCAGCUACAAUGCAGCUCUUAAGGCAUGUGAGAGAGGGGGCCAGUGGUCUGCUGCUCUGGCGUUGUUUCAUGACAUGCCAAGUGUAAUGUUGACCCCAGACCAGAUCAGCUACACCGCUCUCAUCGAGAGCCUGGGUCAACAGAAGUUCUGGGAGGAGGCUCUGCAGCUCCUGGCGAGGAUGGACACGGAAGGCACAGCACCGGACGUAGUGGCAUACAGCGCUGCUAUGGCAGCAUGCGCCGGAGUGCGGAAGUGGUGGCUUUCCCUUGGGCUCUUGGCCGAGCUAGAAUCGAGGAACCUGCUCCCUGAUCAAGUUUGUAUGGGCAUAGCUUUGAAUGCCUGCGAAUGGUCGCGGAAGUGGAGCCAUGCAGUAGCUCUCCUACGUCGAGUCACGGGUUCCCAGAAACAGGGCGCAGACCCGCCCGAGGAAGUAGAUUUUUUAGGUCUCACUGCUGCAGAGUGGAGGCCUUUGGAGAAAGCACUUGGCAUUGGUGGGGAAUUGCCAGAAGAUCCUGACGAAGAUCCUGAGCUUGAGAAGAAAUGGCAGGAAUUUCGACGCCGCCACCAGGUCUCAGAUGCGGAUGCGAGAGAGGAGGAAGACUGGAAGGCGGCAGAGCAGGUGGUGCAUACGCUUGGUCAGGGAGAAAUUGCCAUCAACACGUACAUUUACAGAGCAGCAAUUGGAGCAAUCUCGCGCAGUCACAGAGUCCAGAUGGCUUGCACUGUUUUGGCCGAGAUGUUUGAUCGGUUCCCGUUGACUGCCGCGGUGACAGAUGUUGUAAGCGGCUGUGCAGACGUCAGCGACUGGUGCCGCGCUAUUCAUCUACUGACCUUGCCCGAUCACCCGGACACUGUACUUUACAAUGCAGUCAUGGAAGCCUGCGGACGUGCGGCGCAGUGGGAACGCGCAACUCACAUUCUGCAGCAGUUGGCAGUGGAGCGGCUGUCUCCUUCUGCGGUCACAUUCAAUACAUUGCUGUCCUGCUAUGUACGGUGCAAGAAGACUGGAGAGGUGGAGACGCUCCUGCGAAGCAUGCAAGAUUUCAGAGUUGCUCCAGAUAGAGUGACUGCCCGCUUGUUGGAAGAUGAGACGUUGCUUCGGUCUGCACGAAUUCAGGCCCUGCGCCGCGGUACCAUCACUCCACUGGAAAAGGCUUGA
Symbiodinium sp. CCMP2456 is the source of this 1797-nucleotide messenger RNA. Lineage: Eukaryota; Dinophyceae; Suessiales; Symbiodiniaceae. The record is from the annotation of a GenBank genome assembly.